UUUUGAGGAAUCCGAAAUCCGUGCAAAAAUCGCUGCAAAAAGUUGGAAAUUGCUAACAUUUUUACACUGUUCCGUGCGCGAUACGAACACACUCAACCCUCCCGCCACCCUUCUCGUUGGAAAAGUGGAAAAAGCCGGAGACAGGGGAAAAUUUUAACGCGCCUUGGAAAAAAAAACAUCCACAGAAAGACAGGGCGGAAAGUAAAUCGCGUCGAAAAGGGAUUCAAAGUCCUUUUGCCAACGCUGCGAAAGCCAAUCAACCAAUUCGCAAUCAACUAUCGAUAUCGAGAUCCGGAUGCCUCGGAAAGAAACCGCUGGAAACCACUAAUCCGCGUCCGUUCCGUCAUCGUCCCGGUAACAGUACCCUGCAGUUAAUCUUGCGGAUAGUUUGUUCAUCUACCAAAUGUAACGAAAGGAUUACGCCAAAACGGACCAGUACCUAUCCGGAACACUCGCAAAGCGGAAAUUUAUGCAAACAGCGAACUCGCCAAGGUAUGUGGACGUUGCCGUAAAAUCAUUUUUCGCUCGCGUUGGGCGUCGUUAAUCAGAGCACGAACACUGUCAGUGGUGAAGAGAAGAACAAAUCAUCCCACGACGCAAAAUGGCAGAUGCCAGGGAGGACGCGUGCUACGCGCAAUCCGCCCAGCAUCGGGCACUCCAAGCAGCACUGCAAACUCUGAAAGAGCGUUGUCAAACACUGCAGAAACGCAUCAUAAUCCUUGAGGAUGAAAACGUGACCCUGCGCGCCAACCAGGCCAAAGAGCCCGCUGAGCGAUUGCAGGACAAAGGCAAGCUUGCAUCAACGUUGGAGGUGGAACAGCUGCAGAAUGAUGUCCUAGAACUGUCCCGCCAGAAGGUGCAGUUGGCCGAACAGAUUGCGGUGGUGGCAAGCGAAAACAGACAGCUAUGGCGACGACUGUCACAGAUUGUCAAGGACGUUGGAGGCGCCGGUAUGGUAAUGCUUGACACAAGCGCUGCAGCUAAUACCGGCAGCAACAUGAAGCUGCUUCCGGACGUCGAUCACUCCGGUUCAGUGGCUCCAGGGGCGUCGCAAAACUUGAUCCGCUCUCGCACCUUUACCAAAAAUGCACCAAAUCCAAAGCUCCGCGAUCGAUUGCCGAAGGGGGAUGAAUGUAGCGAUGAUGUAGAGCGGUUGCUGCAACUGGAGGACGUAUCGCUGCUAAAUGCAUGCGGGUUUCUCGAGCCCGGUUACGGCGAUGGUGGUAUGGAGCUACCGGCUUCGGGCUGCACGGGAUCGCAAGGAGAAGAAAUGAUGCAGGCGGCACUAGAAACAAACCCGGAACUGCGACAAUGCACCGAAGGCCUGGUAGUUAUGCAACGCGAAGUAGCCCGACAGCAACAAACCCUCAAGAGUGUCUUAUACCAACUCAAGGCGACCAAAGCAGAGCUUGGUACUCGAUCCAAGCACCAUGCGGAGCAGCCCAAUGUACCGAAGCCUAUCAUGAAAGAUGUUACCGUUGAGGUGAUCGAGACGGAGCUGUUGCCGAUUGCCGAGAAGCGGGCCCGCGGUGGUUCAACUCAACAGGUAAAGGCUCACGAAACACGCGUUACAGCUGAGGCUGCUGCUGGUGACGACGCACCGGCGGUAAUAGCACCGUGCGAUCCCCGUCCGCUUGAUCUCGCUAUGGAAAAGGGACGAGCGAACACGAUGGAGAAGAUUUGUCCCAUGUGCGGAAAGCUGUACGGCGUGCAGGCAGCCUUCGAUGAGUUUCAGCAGCACGUUGAGUCGCAUUUUCUCGAGGACGCGGAUCAGGGGGUCGAGUUGAGUUUGGACCGUACGUACGAGUACGUCUCUCAGCCAGUUGGCAAUUUCUGACCGGUCGUGCGCUCCACCAAGCGGCGCAUCUAUUUCUUCAGUGAGUUUUAGUGUAGGCAGACGAAGGCAAACAUUUGGCGCACACUUGCAUAUCGAAAUGUGUUGAUCUAAACCGUGUACAGAUAUAUGUUUUUUUUUUAUCGAAUUGUGCAGCCUGCAUACUUCGCAAACGAGUGGCAAUGCCUAACGAGUUGGUAUUUGUUCCGUUGGGUGCUAAAAUAGUUGUGGGUACGGUGAGUUUGUUAGCUCUUUUAAAUCUAUAUAAAGAUCCAGUCGGUAUUGAACGAAUGGUAUGAUUUCACAAGAAAAAUAAAAGAAAUAUUUAAUCGGAUUACUGCGAA
This is a messenger RNA of Anopheles aquasalis, 2178 nucleotides long. It is a transcript of the gene spn-F, whose product is annotated as C2H2-type zinc binding domain-containing protein spindle-F. NCBI's taxonomy places the organism in Eukaryota, Metazoa, Arthropoda, Insecta, Diptera, Culicidae. The record is from RefSeq and is a predicted model, not a curated record.